This is a messenger RNA of Glycine soja, 297 nucleotides long. RefSeq names its product PRA1 family protein F2-like. The record is from RefSeq and is a predicted model, not a curated record. NCBI's taxonomy places the organism in Eukaryota, Viridiplantae, Streptophyta, Magnoliopsida, Fabales, Fabaceae. Gene Ontology annotation, biological process: vesicle-mediated transport. The transcript has a single exon. Bases 1 to 297 code for a protein of 98 amino acids. Gene Ontology annotation, cellular component: endoplasmic reticulum; Golgi apparatus.
AUGUCGUUAGCGUCUUUUCCAAAGCCUCAUUACGGUUCUCUCCCCUCGCCCUCAUCAUCUAACUCCACUACCUACUUCGUCACAUGCGCCACGACAUCCACACGCUCUUCUUUCGCCACACACCAACCAUGGGAAGAGGUAUUCACACUCUACUCCUUCACGCACCCUUACUCGAUCGAAGAAGCGACGAUGCGUGUGAGGCGCAACCUCGACCACUUCCGCAUGAACUACUCCAUGAUGGUGUUGUUCGUUUUGUUCUUGAGCCUCCUCUGGCACCCAUUCUCGAUCAUCAUGUAA